CCCCUGGCCCAGCCCCAGGAAACCGCAGAUGGCAGCUGACGUUUUCACGCUAGAAUGUCAGGGCUGGGUCCCCACCGGCUGCUGGGAUGUACGUGCCUCAGGGCCGCCUCUCCUCUGCGCCCGCUCCAGGCUGACCCCACUCGGAACUGAGCCUGGCCCUGGCCCUGCCAACCUGGACCUUGCCUGACACCCCACGAGCCCAGCCUGCCCCCGGCCCUCACGGUGCCCACUCUGGCCUUGGCAGCACUGGGGUGGGCACUGCGGGGGCCUAGCAGGAGCUGGAGGCCCAGGCUCUGUCGCUGAGUGACAGGGCGAUUAUGCUGUCACGGGCCAGCUGGAACUCUGUCCCCUGCACUGAGAGGCUGAUCACUGGGGAGGCCCCAGCUGUGGCCAGCCCGGUGCCUGGCAGCCCACUGUGCCCACCCAGUUUCAAUGACCAACGUGAGGGUCUCCAUUGUGGCCCAGGAGACCGGCACGGGCCGGCAUCCGGAGCCGGGCAGCGGCCAGCCCGGCCCGAGCAGGGACAGAGGCCGGGCUGUGGACCUCGUGGCUGCCAUGUGAAAGCACAACCAGCCCCAGGGCAGGGGCGACGGGGCUCGCCUGGCGCCUGCUCACCACCCUCAGCCGGCCCUGUGGCCAUGCCGACCCCGGUCCUGGGCCUGCUGCCUGCCUGUCUGGGGGACACACUCCAGCCGUGGCCCAGAGGCACCCAAAGGCAGGGCCCCUUCUCCCCCGGGGCCCCGAGGAGAACAAUUGCCUGGAAGGCUGGCAGCGAGCCCAGGGAAGACGGGCUCCGUCCGCCCACGGCUGAGGAUGACCUCAUGGCUGUGCUGAGGCGGCCUGCGCCCUCCCUGCAGCCAGGCCCAGUCCGGGCAGCCCCCCACGUGGCCCAUUCUGACCACACUGAGGAGCCAGGCCCCCGGGGGGAGCCCCGCAGCCUGCCCGUGUGGUCCACUGGACAGGCCAGCAAUGGGGACAGCUCGGUGUCAUCGGGCCGCCUCUCCGGCUCCUCAGGGGGCCACAAGCCAUGUGUGCCUCCCUCCGGGCGCUGGCAAGAGAGGCCCCCCCAGGUGCUGGGGCCCCAGCGGCAGCCCAGAAAGAGCGACCCGCGGCUGGAGCAGCUGAGGGACAAGAUCCGGGCGCAGGUGCGGUGGCAGGGGAGCUGCGCCUCCCUGGGCACCACGGCACCCUCCAGCGCCUCCAGCCUCUGCAAAGCUUCCUCGCAGGUGCCUGGGAAGACCGGCAAGGUGACAAACGCCCUUCCAGCCCCCCAGCACCCAGCCGAAGCGCUAAGGGGGAAACCCAAAAGGGUCACAAGCGGUUCUUGCAAGAGACAGAAGGCCCCCACGUCGCCCUCCCUCAGAAAAGCUACGAAAGACAAAGAUUCUGAGCUGGCUGGUGUUUAUGGCUGGAGAAAAGGGCAAGCUCUGGCGAGGCUGCUGCUUGGGCCCCCUCCUGGCCUCCCCAGGCCCCAGAGCAAGGCAUGCUCAAGAGACUCAGCCCUCGCUGUGGAAUUAGGGGACAGCAGGAAAGUUGUAGCUACCGGGGGCUCACCUGUCCGUGCCCAGGCGCCCUGUCCUGUCUCUGCCCGCAGCAACCAGCAGGUGUCUGAGAACACGCCCAGCCUGGCUUCCUGCGACCAGCAGGCGACAAUCCACACUGCCAUGGCCAUCCUACGGGACCUGCGCCGGCAAAUCCAGGCUGGGCUGGAGUUGGCCCAGCGCCCCAGGGGAGGGCGGGAGCCGAGGCUGCAGGACGUGGCAGGGAGGACACGGCAGGGUCCCCGCAGUGCCCCGGGUGCACAGGGCUCCUCCUGCAGGAGUCCUGGGGCCGUGACAAAGGGGAAGCCCUCCUCUUUAGUGAGGGCUACGAGCUUCCAUGCCUGGCAGCCCUGGAGUUCCUCGGCCAAGUGGGAGUCCGGUCCACAGAGGGCCAGGGCGGCCCAAGGACAGUACUCCUCCUUCCAGAGACCCGGGAGCCCCCCUGAGAGGUGGGGCUCCUCCUCACAGAGGCCCUGGAGCGCCUCGGCCGGGCGGGCCUCCCGUCCACAGAGGGUCUGGGCAGCCCAAGGAUGCCGUCCCUCCUUCCAGAGGCCUGGGAGCCCCCCUGAGAAGCUGAGCCCCCCGCCCCAGAGGCCCUGGAGCGCCCUGGCCGGGCGGGCCUGUCUGCAGAGGCCCUGGACAGCUUGUGAAGACGGGGAGGCCCCUGCCCCCGGGCCGUGGAGCCCCCUGGAAAGGCCGAACCCUCCCGCCCAGUGGCCCUGGAGCACCCCCUCCGUGCAGAGGGCCGGAGCCCCGUGCAAGGGCAGAGGCGCCAUCUCCCCUUCCCUGGGAGCCAGGCCCACCUGGCCCCGGCCCUUGCGGAGUGUCCCGCGGAACCCACCCGGAAAGAAGGAUGCGCUGCCGCCCAGCCCGAGGCCCCGGGGGCUCCUGGGCCACCAGCACAGCUCCGAGUCUUUGCGGGAGUUCAUGCGCCAGAAGGCACAGGCGCGGCGGCAGCAGGCCCUGGAGGAGAAGGCGGCGGCCGUGCGGACGCGGGAGCUGAGACAGCAGAGGCUGCGGGAGGUGUACAGGAAGCAGAGGGAGGCUGUCCUUGGCAGAGCCAUCCCCGUGGUUUCGCAGACCUCCCCUGGCAUCGUGACCUUUGUCCCCAGUUCUGCGCAGUCUGGGGUACGUGCCAGGGACCUGGAGUCACCAGCGCUGCAGUGGAGCAAGGUGACGUCUGGCAUGGUGCUGGGGGACCAGGAGGCCCCAGGCAGCUUCUGCCUGUGUUUGAACAGAGCCUGCAGCCACGCUGAGACCCUAGGGCUGCCCGGAAGGAGAGGCUCCCGGGACGGCCAGGACGGGGCCCCUCUGCUGCUGCCGACUGCCUCCUCCCUGAGCCACCUGCAGCUCCAGGACCUGUCCCGGGGACUGUGCAUCUACCUGGACCCCCAGGAGGCCGAGCGCCUCGGCACGUCCGGGCCCCUGCACAUUCAGCACAAGCAGGCGCGGCUGCAGGCGCUGGAGACCACGGCCAAUGUCCUCAAGCGGCGGAUUGACAGCCUCACCGCCAAGCUGCGCAGGCCCGAGGUGCUGGAUGCCGUCCCAGACCUGGCCUUGGACCUGCGGCCCUCGCGCCCCAGCACCAAGCCUGCUGUCCCCAUGCUCACCGCGCCAGCCCGGCCCGGAGCCCUGGUGCCCAACAGGGGCAGAGGGGCCCCCCAGGACUGGGUGGACAUGCAGGUCCGGCCCCUUCCGUCCACCAACUACCUCUUGGACGGGGAGACACUGUCAUGGAGCCCCGGCGGGGAGCAGCAGAGCGAGCAGCUGAGGGCCCUCACCAAGGGGAAGCUCGAAGGUUUCACGGACGAGGAGUGUGAGGAGCUGGACAAGAGGCCGCAGAGGAACGUGGCCGCCCUCCGGGCCCUCAGCACCCUUCUGGGGAGCUCAGCCGGGGCGCCAGCCACACCAGACCCUGCCUGGAGCUCCCUGCAGCUGGAGGAGCUGCCGUCGGCCGGAGGGGCCAGUCCGGCGAAGCCCUGGCCCACCCGGAGCUGCGGUCAGCAGGAGCCCGGCCAGCCUCGUCCUGGAGACCUGUGGGCCGCACGCCUCGCCGACAUCCGGCAGAAGUCCCUGAGCUUUCUCGAGUCCCUGAAGCUGGCCCAGCAGACGCAGGGGCAGGCGCUGGCCCUUCUGCAGCAGCGGGCGGAGCGGGAGGCCUGGGAGACCCAGACGGCCCUGGACAGGCUGCUCCUCCGGCACCAGCGGCAGCGGCUGAUGGAGAGACACUCGGCCCAGGCCAGGCCGGAAACGGCUUCAACGCUGGAGCAGCUGCAGGUCUGUGGGGACCCAGCGCCGAGGACAACUUCUCAGAGGACCACGAUGGCCAGACCCCGGUCACAGCCACCCCUGGGCACAGACACCGCUGUAUCCUCGACCGAGGAAGGACGGGCGAGUGUGGCGGGCGCGUCAGCCCCUGCAGAGCUGGGAAGGCCUGACCAAGCCCCCUCCCAGCUGCCCCUGGCCAAGCUCUGCCCUCCGGACAACCCUACCCACCAGGCGAGGCCAGUCUCUGGGGAGGCCUGGAAGCCUGGCGGUGGCGCGGCUCGGUUGGUCUGCCCGCCCCAGAGGAGCCCCGCGAGGCCCCGAAGCGCCGAGCCGGGAGAUUUCGGAGCCUUGGGCCGCUUCAAGCUGCAGAUGCUGGAGCAGAGUCUGCGGGAGGAGGAGCUGCGCGCGCAGCACCAGGCCGCGCUGUUGCGCCUGCGCGAGAUGGCGCUCGAGGAGAAGACCCGCGCCGAGCUGGUCUGGCUGGAGCACAAGCGGGGGUGUCUGCGGAGCAAGGAGGACAAAGCCACGCUGGCCAUCCUGUUGGAGAAGCAGCAGCAAGCCCUCACCACGUUCGAGAAGGAGCAGAGGGAAAUCCGGCACCUGCGGAACAUCCACCUGUUCAUGCACCGAGACAGGAAGUUGCUGCUGCAGCAUCAGAAGGACAUCCUGUCCCUGCAGAGGUCCAUGGCCCACCUGCAGCAGCAGCUGCAAGCCACGACCAAGCUGCCGCAGAGUUCCAGCCCCGAAGGCAGGGCUGCCUGGGAUGGGGGCCCUGAGAAAAGCCAGCAGCCUGAGGGGCUGGCACAGGGCUCCCCGUGCCCCCUGACACCACGCAGGCCUGGCAGCCCCGCCAGCCACCACUCCCGGAGCAGCCCUGCAAGCCUGGAAGUCACACACCUCCCCACUGAGCAGCAGGACACAGCACCUGCCCAGACCACUUCAGACACCGACGGUCACCUACAGCCUCCGAGGCCAGCAUGGGGACAGGACACACUCAGCGCCCUGGGCUGGCUGGUGGAGAGUGGCAGUCAUGUUGGCCAAGAGCCUGGGGAGCAGCCUCGUGUCCCUCUGCUGGGUCUUCAGCCCAAGAGCUCCCUGGACGUCGGGCAGGAGCCGGGCCCGGCCUUUCCUGCCGUAGUGGCAGAGGAGAGCCACCCCACAGCUCAGUGCAGCCCACGGGAGGCGAAGGAGCCACCCCCAGGAGACCCCCAGACCCAGCCCUGCCCCUCCUCAGCAGAGGAGCCCGGGACUCCGACAGACAGCCACGCGAGGGGCCUCCGGGCUCGGAGCCAGCACUCCCAGGGCAGAGGGGGGCCUCGUGGCCCCCAGGAAGCCAGUCAGGCGGCUGAAGGCAGCACCAGCCAAGCCCAGUCGGGGUCGGGCCCGGGUCUUGCCAGGAGUCCCGUGGGGGAGCCCCAGGACACAGAGAGCUGGUGGUCGGGGGCGCAGAGGACAGAGGCCUGUCUGCAGGACCUGGGGGUUGCCCCCGCCCGUCUGGAAGACACCUGGCUGGCCACCUCUCCAGCUCCUGUGGCCCCUGAGGAGGAGGCGCCAAUCGCCCUGUGCCGGAGCAGUGCCCUGCCCAGGCCGCCUCCUGGGGACCUGAGCUCCGCGUCUGCGUCCACAGCCUGCUCAGGGUCUUCGAGAGCCCCCGUGUCCUCCCCUACCUCCUCGGCGGGCUCUGUGAGCGGCCUGUCCUGCCCCUCCAUCCGGGAGUUUCAGAAAGCGACCGCCAUUCUGGUGCAGCUUUCCGAGAGCCCCGUCUCCCUGUCCAGCCUGGAAGCCGAGGACACGCCGGGUGACAGCCUCAGCUGGUCUGGGGAGUUCUCUGCGCAGAGCUCCUGCGAGGAGCCCGGCCCAGCUCUGUCCUGGGGGCUCCACCGGGGCGAGCCUCGGCAGCAAGGUGUUCCUGGGGGUGGGGGACAGGGGACCCGGCCCCUGCAGGGCUCCUCCGUGGACGUGGUUGUGGCGGGGCACCUGGAGCCGGAUCGGAGCCUCCUGCAGGCGGGUGGGCCGUUGCCUCUCCCGGAUGUGCCCUCCCUGGGGUUGGGGUCAGAGCUGUCAGAGGCCUCUAGCAACGUCUGGGACGAGGACAGUGAGGAGAGCCUGCCGGAACCCAGUGCGGGUGCCAAGCCAGCAUCCGGAAGCUCCUCCCCAGCAGACGGCUCAUCUGGCCUUGAGGACGCGGGGGAGCCCCACAUGGCUCUCCCCUCCCUGGGCCCUGGGGAGGGGCAGGAAGCCUCUGGAACCAGCGAGAGCCUGACCAGUGGAUCAAAUACAGGAAAAGCCAAGCGGCUGUGCCCUGAGGCAGCCUGCAUGGUGUUCCCAUCAGCAACCUCCCCCCGCGGUGACUUAGACUUGCCGCUGGCCUGUCCUUCGGGGACCUCGGCAUCUUCAGGGGUGGAUCUUGGCAAAGAAAGACAGAUGCUGCUUCCUCAGGCCACAGCUGGCCACCGGGGUGGGCCCUGGCGUGCUGAUCCAAGCUUAUCCACCCAGAGGAAACCCCUGCAGGCCCCUCCUGGGGACCCCAGUGGGCUGGCACCCCUAGUAGCCAAGGGCCAGGGACCUGGGCCUGGCGGGGACGCAGCCUCCCCUGGCCUGGAGGAAGCUCAUGCCCCGCGUGCUGGCGGCGUCUUGACUGAGAUCCUGUCUCCCGUCGAUGAGGUGCUGUCCUAUGGCAGCUUUGACCUCCCGUCCUCCGCACACGGGGACGCCCACCUGCCCCCACCAUCCCCCACCCCGCAAGCAAAGAGUGACGAGGAAGACGCCAGCCUGAGCUCGGAGGACUUCCCUUCCCCACCCGAGGAAGCCGCGUUCCCCGGGGCCUCGCGGGGCGCCCAGGGAGCAGACACCUCCAUUACCACCGAGGACUUGUCCUCUUUGUCCGAGGAGGGCCUGCCGGAGGCACUGUCCCUGCGACCCCAGGGGUCGGGGCUCUGCCUGGGGGCGGCCGGGCAGGGCGGGAGCUUUGAGGACCAGUCGGGUGAAUCCUGUGCUCUGGUGGGAGGGCAGGCUGGAGGCAGCCAGCGGUCUGAACCGGUCGGCUGGCCGGGGUUCCUGCGUGAGGGGGCAGGCAGUGUCCCUGGGCCGCUCCCAGGGCCAUCGGCACAGCCUUCAACUUCGUCCCGAGAGCCCUGUGUGGCUGGGGAGGGCCUGCCAAGGCUGUUGGCGGCUGGUGAUACAGACAUGCUGUUUGGCACUUGGCGGGGGGACCUGGAACCUACUUUGGACACAGGGUCCUGGGCUGGCAUGGCCCUCGAGGAGGCCUCAGGCCGUCGGGAGGGGGCCUGGGACAGGGUGCAGAGCUUCGAGAGUGCAGCAUGCCCGGGAGGGUCGGGGCAUCUCUUAGUGUGCCCGGAUGAGCCCCUGGACGCCAUUUCAGCUUCUGCUGUGUCCCUGGGCAGCCACACCUGCUUGGCCGAGACGCCCCUCAGCGGCCAAGACCCCACAGAAAUGCCGGGUGAGCGCAGAGCAGCCGCACCCCCAGACCCCCGGCCUGUGGCCCCAGCAGCCCCUCCCCCAGGCCGAGUGCCCGUGGGGGCCAGUGGGCAGGCCGGGUCCCUGGGGCGGGCUGGGGAAGGGGGCCGAGGGAGCCCUGAGCCGCGGGGCGGAGGCCCAGCCGGGGGCCCAGGACUCGCCGGGCAUGGCGAGGGAGGCGGUGGUGGACCUGGUCUCCACCCGGCUCACCAGGAGGGUCCUGCGCGACUCCUUAGCGGCUCUCUGGGCGCUGGCCCCGAGGGGCAGCCCUAGGGGUGCUGAGACGGCCUUGUGAACUGUGUGUGCGUCCACGCAACAGCCGCGCGGGAGCCAGGGCCUUUAGGAAGCCCGGACCUGCCCAGGGCACAGGGACCCACGGAGCAGCGCCCUGCAGGCGGCACAGGCGGGCAGCGGCCCCACACCCACUGCUCACUGGCUCUGCCUUCUGGACAGAGGCUCUGCUGCGUCCGUCAGUCCUCGGAGCGGCUCGGACCCAAAGUGACUGAGACACAGACACAGCGGGUCGUGCGGGUGCUGUCCAGAGGCCACUGGUCGGGAGAGGCGCCAAGGCCAGGAGGUCAAGCGAGCACAGUCCAAGGAGCCGGCAGAGGGCGGUGCCAGGAUGGGGCAGCACCUGGGCCAGCACAGGGGCUUGGGGUUGGCAAAGGCCCAGCGAGGAGGAGUGGGGGGGGAGGAGGAGGAGGAGCGGGGUGAGGAGGAGCGGGCGCUGGGCUGCACUCACCCCGACUGGGCGCCCAAGGGCCUUGCUCAGGAAGUCAUCGGUGGGAACAUUCUCCGGCUGUGACUUCAGAAGGUGCAGGCCCUGAUGCCUUUGCUGUUCCAGCAGCUGCUUGCACUGGGGUGACUGGCAUGGGUGCAUCGUGUGCCUGAGUGAACAGGCUGGGGGAAGUGCCAACCCAGGGCCGAAGGUCCCUUCACCCACAGCCACCCCGGUCCGGGGCUUCUCCUCUGGGGCAGGUGGGCCAAGGCCUCGUCCCCUGUGCGCUCGGGGCCCCCUGUGCCUGGAAGCGGGGGUGCAGCUGGUCUCUGCCGGUGCCAGGGACUUUGCCUCGCCUCCGAGGGCUCGCUGGGACCCCAGGGGCCCCCUUUUCCCAGGAACACAGAGCCAGGCGGCGAGACCGGUGCUGCCACCUCCGGGAGAAACGAGAGCCCACUUGCCGGGCAGGCCUCCCGGUGCGGAGCCACCUGGCGCUGUUAUUCAGAGGCGCUGGCAGGCGGCGCAGGUGGCGCUGCGGCUUGUGCGCGGAGGGCAGGUCCUGACCACCAAGCGGGGGCAAGCUCCCCUGCCCAAGAGCACCUGCUUCGCUCAGAACAGAUAUCCAGGCGGGAAGCUCAGGAAUCAUUGUUGAUUCAAGCAUGAGGAGGAUUUCCUGUGGGGAAAGAAGUCUUGAAAAGUUUAAUUGUAAAAUGAAACAGCCCUGCAGACCGUCGGGCCUCAUCUGGCUGGGGACAGGGACCACCAGGGGGAUGGGGAUGGGGUCUGUGUGCGGGGCAGGCUGGCCGGGGACUCAGCACAGUGUCCUCGUGUGCAGGUGUGAGGGCCUGCGGGGGCCACAACAGCCGUCACCUCCCAUAGGAGCCGCCGCUGUAAGCCACUGUUGGGCUUGGCGUAUUGUGGGGGAGGGACAGGCUGGCUGGGGUCCCCGCUGCCCACCCUCUCACAGAGCAGCUCUGCAGCCACGACCCACCGAAAGCCACAGGUGCGCAGCCGCGUCCGCUCGGUUCCUGGCGGGCUGGUCUCUGGGCCGUGUGGGAGGGUGGGACAGGCCUUCCCAGGGUGACCAGGUGCCGGGCCGCGUGUAUUCCUCCUUGAAGGGUGGCUGUCAACAUUCCAGCACACUUGAGCUUCUGCUGCAGGGAGUUCGCUAGAAACAACCGUGACAGUCUCCUCUUAACCAACACACCUUGUUUGUUUUGAGGGCGUGUCACUUCUGCAUUUUCGGUGGUUUUGUGCUGAGUCAUGGCUUCCAUGCACUGGGGAAGUGGCUUUUAAAUGCGCCCGGCAAUCCAUCGCGUAUGGGGGACAGCAGCUCUCAAACUGGGUUUCCAGCUUCCACGCGGUGAGAUCUGCAAGGAGGCUCACUUACACCGUGGCCCGACCUCCCAGAGCUGACUUUCCGUGUCCGAUGGCAGUGUAGGGACGUGCGGCUGCAUCUGUCCUCCAUCAUCCAGCCGUCUUCAUGUCUGUGCACCUUCCACCUGUGCACCUGUCAGCCAUCCAGCCAUUCAGCCAUCCUUUCCCAGUUCGCUUCUUAGAUUGGAAGGCCCUGCUUGCACGGGGAGUCCAGAUUUGGCGAGUGGUGUGUGGCCGAGGAACCUCCAUGCCCCGGUGCUGGUCCCCCCAGCACUCAGCUUCCCCAGCCUGAGAGAGACACGCAUUCGCUAAUUGCACCUACCCCUGGGAGACCCAGAUGUCCAUGUGCACAGCCUGAGUAGGAGACAUCUCCAAAGCUGGUAUCUGCAAGGCCAGGCCAAGCCCCGAGGUGCCAGGUCACAGGACACACACAGCCACCUGUGCCCCCUACGCCAGCCCCUUAGGCCACAUUCGGGCCCCCUGCUGUGAGGCAGGCGCCCCCUCCAGGCGGCCCCUCCCGCGCUGCAGCCACGGCCAGCCUGCCUUCUCCGGCCCGGGCGGCUCCGGGUGCCCACUGCCAAAGCUGACCUUGGCCACCUCCGCUCACUACGGACGCACCUGGCAGGUCAGGGACGUACGGGCUGCAGCCCUCCCUCUGAUGCUGCUCCUGAUACUCCCCAGCCACCCUAGAGCAGGAACGCGGUGGGGUGUGUCCAUUCUCGGCGUGUACAAUUUCAAAACAGAUUUUGAGCUACAGCUUUCAUAUUGAUUUCCUUCUAGUUUUCUGAACAAAUUAGUCUGUAAUUUUUUAUAUUUUUCUAUUUAUUGCUGACCCUUUUGGAUUUAUGAGGCCGUGUGAGAGGAAUUAUGUAUUUUACACACACGUGUUUGUCAUGGCAAUAAAUCUCCCGCGUGGAAACCCCGCGAUCUGCCUCAGAUCCCCAGUUGCCUGUCCCUCCGCUGUGGCUUGGUGCCGACGGCUGGGAUGGUGCGGGGGCUGCACAUGCAGCAGGGACCAGGGAUGCCUUCCCCGGGUGCCGAGCAGGUGUGCAGCGUCACUGGAGUCAUCGUUGGCCUGUGGCGUGGUGCCCUUGAGAGGAGGCUGGUCGUGGGGACCGAGGAAGAUCCAGGCCUGGCCUGCUGCGGCCAGCCGGCGGGGCCGGAGGGGCCAGAGGGGCCAGAGCCGUCGAAGACUCCGGCUGGAGGAGCAGCACAGCCAGCAGGGCCUUGAGACAACUCAGUGUCCCCCAGUGUCACAUGCACAGAGCACAGGGCCCUGGCGCGGAGGUAUCGAUCCCAGGCGAGACUCCAGUCCCAGCCUCCUCCCUGGCAAGGUCUCCCGCUGCGCCUGCCUUGGCUCCCAUCCGAGUCAGCGCUCCGGCCAA
Molecule: messenger RNA, 10766 nt
Organism: Lemur catta (Ring-tailed lemur)
Lineage: Eukaryota; Metazoa; Chordata; Mammalia; Primates; Lemuridae
Gene: CCDC187
Product: coiled-coil domain containing 187
Exons: 25
Coding region: 318-7559 (2413 amino acids)
Biological process (GO): microtubule anchoring
Cellular component (GO): centrosome
Molecular function (GO): microtubule binding
Source: RefSeq, a predicted model, not a curated record